Messenger RNA from Anolis carolinensis (green anole), 3291 nucleotides. Its product is annotated as zinc finger protein 420-like. Gene Ontology annotation, biological process: regulation of gene expression. The record is from RefSeq and is a predicted model, not a curated record. Gene Ontology annotation, cellular component: nucleus. The annotation marks the transcript as partial. The transcript has a single exon. NCBI's taxonomy places the organism in Eukaryota, Metazoa, Chordata, Lepidosauria, Squamata, Anolidae.
CAUCAGAAGACUCACACUGAGGAGAAACCUUAUGCAUGCAUGGAGUGUGGAAAGGGCUUUAGUUACAGUUCAAAACUAUGUUUGCAACAGAAGAAACACACUGGAGAGAAACCCUAUAAAUGCCUGGAAUGUGGAAAGAACUUUACUCAGAGUUCAAAUCUCCGUUUCCAUCAAAGGACUCACACUGGAGAGAAACCACAUACUUGCCUGGAGUGUGGAAAGAGCUUCACUAAGAGUGGAAAUCUACGUUCACAUCAGCGGACUCACACUGGGGAGAAACCCUACACAUGCCUGGAGUGUGGAAAGAGCUUUGCUCAAAGUGGACAUCUAAGUUCACACCGAAAAACUCACACUGGUGAGAAACCCUAUACAUGCCUGGAGUGUGGACAGAGUUUCACUGCUAGUGGAAAACUACGUUCACAUCAGCGCACUCACACUGGGGAGAAACCCUAUUCAUGCCUGGAGUGUGAAAAGAGCUUCACUGAGAGUGGAAGUCUACGUAAACAUCAAAGGACUCACACCGGGGAGAAACCCUAUACAUGCCUGGAGUGUGGACAGAGUUUCACUGCUAGUGGAAAUCUACGUUCACAUCAACAGACUCACACUGGGGAGAAACCCUAUAAAUGCCUGGAGUGUGGAAAGAGCUUCACUGCUAGUGGAAAACUACGUAAACAUCAGCGGACUCACACUGGUGAGAAACCCUAUUCAUGCCUGGAGUGUGCAAAGGGUUUCGCUCAGAGAGAACAUCUAGAUUCACAUCAAAGGACUCACACCGGGGAAAAACCCUAUACAUGCCAGGAGUGUGGAAAGAGUUUCACUGAGCAUGUAAGUGUACGUAAACAUCAGCGGACUCACACUGGUGAGAAACCCUAUUCAUGCCUGGAGUGUGGAAAGUGUUUCACUCAGAGAGGACAUCUAGAUUCACAUCAAAGGACUCACACUGGGGAGAAACCCUAUAUAUGCCUGGAGUGUGGAAAGAGCUUUGCUCGGAGUGGAAAUCUAAAUGUACAUCAGUGGACUCACACUGGGGAAAAACCCUAUACAUGCCAGGAGUGUGGAAAGAGCUUCACUGAGAGUGGAAGUCUACGUAAACAUCAAAGGACUCACACGGGGGAGAAACCCUAUUCAUGCCUGGUGUGUGGAAAAAGCUUCACUGAGAGUGGAAGUCUACGUAAACAUCAAAGGACUCACACGGGGGAGAAACCCUAUUCAUGCCUGGAGUGUGGAAAGAGCUUCACUGAGAGUGGAAGUCUACGUAAACAUCAAAGGACUCACACGGGGGAGAAACCCUAUUCAUGCCUCGAGUGUGGAAAAAGCUUCACUGGUGAGAAACCCUUUAAAUGUCUGGAGUGUGGACAGAGCUUCACUUCUAGUGGAAAUCUACGUUCACAUCAAAGGACUCUCACUGGGGAGAAACCCUAUAUAUGCCUCUAGUGUGGACAGAGCUUCACUGAGAGAGGAAGUCUACGAAAACAUGAAAGGACUCACACUCGGGAGUAACCCUAUACAUGCCUGGAGUGUGGACAGAGCUUCACUCAGAGUUCAAAUCUACGUUCUCAUCAACGGACUCACACUCGGGAGUAACCCUAUACAUGCCUGGAGUGUGGAAAGAGCUUUACCAAUCUAUGUUUGAAUCUAUGUUACCAUCAAAGGACUCACACUGGGGAACAACACUAUGCAUGCCUGGAGUGUGGAGAGAGCUACACUGAGAGUGGAAUUUUAUGUAAAUAAAGGACUCACUCUGGGGAGAAACCCUAUAGAUGUCAGGUGUGUGGACAGAGCUUUUCUGAGAGUGGAAGUUCAUGUUCACAUUGUAGGACUCACACGGGGGGGGGGGGGAACUUACGAAUGUCUUGAAUGGAGACAGAGCUUCACUCAGAAGGGAUAUCUCCAUUCAAAUCAGAGGCCUCACACUGGGGAGAAACGGUCUAAGUGCCUGGAGUGUGGACAGAGCUUCGCUGAGUUUGGAAGUCUACGCUGUCAUCAAAGAACUCUCACUUGGGAAACCACCAUAAAUACCUAGAUUGUUUACAGAGCUUCAGUCGUGCACAUCUACGUUCACAUCAAAGGACUCACCAGGGAGAAACCUUAUAAAUGCAUGUUGUGUGAAUGUGCUAUUCACUCUCUGAGAGUUCAAAUGUAUAGACACAUAGAAUUCAGUGGUGUUUGACCCCAUAAGGCUCUCUAAAACAGAGCUUUUCAAACUUUUCAUGUUGGUGAUGCACUCUUUAUCAGUAAAAUGACAUUUUUAUAUCUCGGUGCUUCUAUAAUACUGGCAGGAGAUUUUGAUGCCGGCAUUGGUCCAAAUGAUGACGCUCUUUAUGGCCAUUUCAGUGAGCAUAGAAUCGUAGAAUAGUAGAGUUGGAAGAGACCUCAUGGGCCAUCCAGUCCAACCCCAUUCUGCCAAGAAGCAGGAAAUCGCAUUCAAAGCACCCCCGACAGAUGGCCAUCCAGCCUCAGCUUAAAAGCCUCCAAAGGAGCCUCCACCACAGAGAGUUCCACUGCCGAACAGCCCUUCUCACAGUGAGGAAGUUCUUCCUGAUGUGCAAAAUGCACAUAAAGCAUAUAAACAUAUAAAACCAAAAGGCAUACAAAAUACAAUAAAAACAUAAAACUGACCAAUAGCCAAGCGCCGUGAGCGUAUUCAAGACUGGAAGUAAGGCAGUAGCAUGUAUAUACGUGCCAUAUCUCACGACCUCUAAAUCUGGACCAGAAUACAGUGAAAUGGCUGCGUAUAGGUUGAGGCGGAGGACAUGAUCUGCUUUGAACUGGAUUAUAUGAGCCUACACGGCCAGGCAAUCCAGUUCAAAACAGAUAAUCUGGAUUUUAUCUGGCAGUGUAGAAGGGGCCUGCAAUUCCUGUGAUUCUUCAGGGCUGGCAAUCCUCCCCCACACCUCCAGAAAUAAGACCUAGAUCUCUUCUGUUUCUUUGGGGAUGCCCAGGCACGGGGAGAAUUACUGGCAGAUCCAAGAACAUUUGGAAUCCAGGAUCUAAUGGUGCAUCUGCACGGUAGAAUUAAUGUACAGGGGAGUCUCACUUAUCCAACGUUCUGGAUUAUCCAACGCCGUCUGCCUCCCGCCCGGAUCCACUGCUGUUUCUCGAGGCAGCAAGGACUGAACUUUUUACGCAUUUAACUUCCGACAGUGUUGUUACUGUAAGUUCCUUUUAUGCAAUUCUAUCUUUAUUUGUAGUCAAGUUGUUAGCAGCCAGUGUUUGUGUAGUCAGUGUUUUCAAUACAUUGCGAUGUUUCGGUGCUAAAUUCGUAAAUACAGUAAUUACUACACAACCUUA